Anopheles coustani is the source of this 6779-nucleotide messenger RNA. Its product is annotated as hormone receptor 4-like. Gene Ontology annotation, biological process: regulation of DNA-templated transcription. The record is from RefSeq and is a predicted model, not a curated record. Gene Ontology annotation, molecular function: sequence-specific DNA binding; DNA-binding transcription factor activity; zinc ion binding. Bases 1 to 5187 code for a protein of 1728 amino acids. The transcript has 8 exons. NCBI's taxonomy places the organism in Eukaryota, Metazoa, Arthropoda, Insecta, Diptera, Culicidae.
AUGACAUCUUUAGGAAUUAUGACACUGAGCCGUGGACCAUACAGCGAGCUCGAUAAAAUGAGCCUUUUUCAAGAUUUGAAAUUAAAGCGAAGAAAAGUCGACUCACGAUGUAGCAGCGACGGUGAAUCGAUAGCCGACACGAGCACAUCUUCGCCAGAUCUUCUGCAGCCUCUGUCACCCAAGAUGUGUGAUCAGCAGCCGCAGCAGCAACAGCAACAGCAACAGCAACAGCAACAGCAACAGCAACAGCAACAGCCACCAUCCACGACUGAGGAGCCUCACGAUACCACGUCGAUUGCCGAAGUUGGCAGUAACGGCAGGAUCCGAACAGGCCAUCAUCAAAGCCGAUUGGACAAUGGAAACGGACCGGAGGACGGCGACGAGCGUCGCAGCGUUUGUUGCGUCAAUAAUGCAGCGUCCUCGUUACCACCAACAAAGCCACCGAUGUACGAUAACGGGACUGCAACAAACGCGGCUGCUGCCGGCUGCUCUGGCGAUGGCGACGCCGCUCUGAAGGACGACGUGUACAACAGCAACCGAACGUCGCCCGAUUCAUCGCCCGCAGUGUCCGUAGAAGGGCGACCGUCCAGGAAUACCGGUGCUACGAGCCUCGGGAGCAGUAGCGGAGCAAGUGUGAUACGUUCGGUGGCCGAUGAACGGCAAUGCCGUUCGGUGAGUCCACCGACUACUACUACUGCGGGCCUCACGAGCACCAACAUUAGUGAUAGUGCAGCUGGCAACGGCAAUAGUAGUAGCACCGCGAGUACUACUAAUGACAACGGAACCAACAACACUGCUGCACGGCUCGCUGGCGGCAAGCUCUACACCGGCCAUAGUACCAGUAGUAGUGGCAGUAGUAGAAGUAGUAGCAGUAACAAUAGUAAUAACAACAAUAACGUAACUAUUAAAAACUCGCAUCAGUUGCUGCAUCAACAGCAGUCACAGCAGAGAAGCUGCGAAGCAGACGACGAUCGUAAGGAUGAUGGGCACGUUACGAAUGCUCACACUGUUGGACCCGGUGAAAGGCCACAUGUGACGGUCCUUGUUACCCCACCGUCGUCACGUAUCAAAGGUGCGCCGUCAAGUGGCGGCGGUGGCACGGAAGGCGGAGGUGUGACGAAUGCAGCUGCGGCCGCUGCAGCCGUGGCGGCUGCGGCAACGACACUAGUGACGCUGGGAAUGCGGAAGCAGCAGUCGCUGCCUCUUCCGCCACCUCCACCGCCUCCUCCCACUUCCUCCUCCUCCACUGCAACAGCUUCUUUGACAUCAUCAUCAUGCUCGUCAGUGUCGGUCCUCCCAUCCACCGCUCGGUCUCCCUCAUCCGACCUGACCGGUGCGGCACCACCAGUCUUACCGGCCUCGGGUGAUGCCGAGGCGACAGUCGAUCGUAAUGCCGGCAGCGACACUGCACCAAACGGUGUAUCCAAUCGCGAAGGCCUCAAUGCGCACGGGAGUGAUAGCGAGCCUAGCAGGCACCGCAGCAACAACUCCUCCGCAGCAUUAGUUGCAUGUUCCUUGUCCACGUCCUCGACAACGACCUCGACAACGUCAUCCUCCCAGUCUGCAAUCUUCACUCAUCAGUCGAUGGCGGGGGGUGUUCCGAUGUCUCCAAAGAUUGCAUCUAGUCAGAUUGUUGAAUCAACGAUGCCUGCUGUUGGUGGUGGCGGCUCUAGCCAGCAACAGCAUGUCUUGAUAACGCAACAACAGAUGCUACAGGCGAUGCAGCAGCAGAUAAGAAUAAAGAAAGAGCGCCAGCAUCAGUCUCAACAACAGCAACACAAACAACAGCAGCAGCUAGACCAGGAGCACCAGGAGCAACAGCUGCAUCAACUGCAUCAGCAACAACACGCGCAACAUCAACACCAGCAUCAGCAUCAAAUGGUAAUUGCUAGUUCAACAAUGCUCAAUAACAAUCGGCAGAUGAACAGCCACAACUUUGCUGCCCAGCAUGCACAACAGCAGUUGUUCAUCAAGCGUGAGCGUAUGCCGCACCCUCCGGGAACACCUGUAUCUUCACAUGCGACCGUGGUGCGGCAAUCUGCUAGUCCAGUGUCGAUGAUUAAUAGUAGCACCUCACAUAUGCAGCCCCCAAUGUCUCCGCAACAGCAGCAGCCACAUCGGCCACCUAGCAGCCCGCUACAGGUCGCAUCAUCCAGUGCCGGUUCGCAGCAACACCAUCAACAACAUGCACCUCAAACGCAUGUGAUCAUAAAGCGUGAGCGCGGUUUGGCCAUCCAUCAGCAGCAGCUUCAGCAGCAUCAGUCCGCAUCUAUGGGGACAACCGGCUCCUCCAGCGGGGGGAAUGGCACAGGAUCGGGUCCGAUUGGCAGUCCCACGGCAAGCAGUACGACUGCUGUAACACCCUCGUCCACGGCUGCAGCGGCUGCGGCAGCGGCGGCCGCUGCCGCUCUGCAACUCCGGCAUCCUAUUCGUGAUGCCGCGAUACUGUUUCGUGUUAAAAAUGAAGCCAGUUCCUUGCCGGCUGCGACGACUGCUGCUAACUUGCUUGCUGCCCAGCAACAGCAUCAGCAGCAACACCAUCGAAUGGUUUGGCCGGGCUCCGCCGCUGUCCAAGCUGUAACACAAGGAGCUACAGCGCACCGUAUAAACGGGGUUAAGCCAGAAGUGAUCGGUGGACCGCUACCACCUAUAAGAAGCCAAAUAUCAUCUCCACACCAUCAGCAGCAGCAGCAACAUUCACCACAUCAUCCGCAUCAAUCGCAGCAGUCGCCGCAACACCAUACCAGCCCGGGCCCGAAUGCGUCACAGACACCGCCACGUGUCACACCGACGGUCAUUAUGGGCGAAUCUUGUGGGGUUCGUACGAUGGUGUGGAGUUACGAUGCUCCCGUACACGUGCAUAACCCUUCGUUAUCCAAUAAUGGGAGUUCCACUGGUAACGGGUCAGCAGGAUCGUCCCAAGGAUCCUCAACCGUUGGAAGUAAUAGUGGGAGUACCCAGCAACAUCAAACGAACCACCACCAUCAGCUCUUGCAACAUCAACAGCAACAUCAUCAUCAGCAACAGCAGCAGCAUCAUCAUCAUCAUCAGCAGCAACAGCAGCAGCACCAGCAGCAACAACAACAACUUCAACAACAACAGCAACAACAUCAUCAACAACAACAACAACAACAACAACAACAACAACAACAACAACAACAACAACAACAACCGCAACAACCGCAACAACAACAUCAACAUCAACAUCAACAACAGCAGCAUACAGUAACGACGGCUGGACACCAUCUUGGAGCACAGCAACAACACAAUCAAAGCAAUGGUGGAGCGGGAAACAAUGGUAUCGGUAGUAUCAGUACCAGUAGUAACAAUAGCAACAGCAGCAAUGGCAGCAAUUCCCAAAGCAACGUGUCCCCCAGCAGUAACAACGAAGAAGCGGCCCAUCUGCUGUUGAGCUUAGGGCAAUCCGUGGUGCCUACAACGUCAGCGGCAGCAGCAGCAGCUGUUGCAGCCGCGGCGGCGGCCGUUGUGGUUGGGCACACGCAGUGGCAAAACACCAAUCACCACCGUACUGGGUUACCCCUCAAUAUGGAGCGUCUUUGGGCCGGUGACUAUGGCCAAUUCCCGACCGGACCGCAUCAGACACAGCAGCAGCAGCAGGCCCUCAAUCUCACAGCUCAACAGCAGCAAAGUUUAGGCUGGAACCUCGGUGGAGCUCCCGGGGGGCCCAAGAAGGAGCUUCUGGACGACAUGCCUCCAGACGAGGACGACCAACCGCUGGUGUGCAUGAUCUGUGAGGAUAAGGCGACGGGACUACAUUACGGUAUUAUAACGUGUGAAGGAUGCAAGGGCUUUUUCAAACGGACCGUGCAGAACCGCAGAGUGUACACGUGUGUGGCCGAUGGAACUUGCGAGAUCACUAAAGCCCAGAGGAACCGCUGCCAGUAUUGUAGGUUUAAAAAGUGCAUCGAGCAAGGAAUGGUGCUGCAAGCGGUACGAGAGGAUCGGAUGCCCGGUGGACGUAACAGUGGUGCGGUUUAUAAUCUGUACAAAGUUAAAUAUAAGAAACAUAAGAAAAAUAACCAGAAGGCAACCAACGCAAAACUGAUGCAAGGUGCCGGCGGGCUGGGAAGUACUGUUACAGGCUUUGGUGGUGGUGCCGGCGGUCUAGGUAUCGGUGUAGGUGCUGGUGGCGGCCCCCAUGACAGUGGCGGUGGGGUAGGCUCCGAUGGAGACAGCACGAAGUCGACGGGCCUUUAUCAACAGCAGAACCAACAGCAUCCUUCCCACCCGCAGCAGCAUCUGCCCUCGACGACGUCGCCAGCGAUGGUAAAGUCGGAAGGAUUGAAUCACUUGUCGUCGCAUCUGGUGAAUGGCACCAUCCUGAAAACGGCCCUUACCAAUCCAAGCGAGAUAGUGCAUUUACGCCAUCGGCUAGAUAAUGCCGUCAGCUCGUCCAAGGAUCGGUCGAUCUCAUACGAGCAAGCCUUGAACAUGAUACAUACCCUUAUAGACUGUGAUGCUAUGGAAGACAUAGCUACCCUACCGCAUUUUAGUGAAUUCCUCGCUGACAAGUCGGAGAUUGGCGACAAGCUAUGCAACAUUGGUGACUCGAUCGUGCAUAAGCUGGUGUCGUGGACGCGCAAACUACCAUUCUACACCGAUAUACCGGUAGAGAUUCACACCAAGCUGCUGACUGACAAGUGGCACGAGAUCCUGGUCCUGACGACUGCUGCCUACCAGGCGAUGCACGGCAAGAAAAGCAUUAAUCCGGUGCAAACGCAACCUAGCAAUGUUGUAUUGGCGCCGGACAAGAAUGAUCCAGAAUUUACGGAAGAGAUAACUUCCCACCUGCAUACGUUGCAAUCAUGCCUUACCACCCUCAUGGGACAUCCGAUUUCAAUCGAGCAGCUAAAGAUUGAUGUUGGCCAGAUGGUGGAGAAAAUGACGCAAAUUACGAUCAUGUUUCGUAGGAUAAAGCUAAAAAUGGAGGAGUAUGUUUGUCUGAAAGUAUACAUUCUACUUAACAAAGAGGUGGAGCUAGAAAGCAUUCAAGAACGCUACAUCCAAGUACUUAGAAGCUAUCUACAGCACACCAUGCCACAUAAUCCCAAUCGACUGGGCGAUCUGCUGGCCCAUAUCCCAGAGAUACAAACUGCAGCUAGCUUGCUCCUGGAGAGCAAAAUGUUUUACGUGCCCUUCGUCCUCAACUCGGCCAACAUCAGGUAGCAGAUGAUCGAGCGUGGGAUGAUGCGACCAGCAAUCGCAGCUCUGAGACAACCGUCAUCCCAGCCGAAUGCCGAAUGCAGUUUAGGCACGAACGUGCAACUGGCAGUUUCCGAGCUGGCCGAUCGGAGUGCAGUUGGUGGUGAAACAUUUGAUAGUCAGAAAAAUUCCACCUGCAGCCCCCCAAAUUGGUCGACCCAACAACAACGGGGUGGUUCAACAAACCGCUCGCAAACUCAUACCGCUGUUGACGGCAAUGGCAAUCCCGCACCGACGCAAAUCGGCGCUGGCGCUAGCGGCUUCACGCCGGCGAAGGUAAAUAUAAGUGAGCCCCUGCAACAUCUUGAUACUCUCGGUUUGGUUUCCACAACAAACUCGCGCGUACGAGCAUCGGAAUCAUCCAUGCUUGUGCCCAGUGUGUCGGCGGUCGGUAACAGUAGUACUCGUAGUAACGACGGAACAAGCAGCAACAGUAGCACCGAUAGCAACAACGGCGCGAAGGGCACACCCACUGCCAAUAUAAAUAACAGUAAUUGUAAUAGAAAUAAUCAUAAUAGUAAUAGUGGCAUUGUGGUCGAUAGCAACAAUACCAAUGCCGUAACAAUAUUUGUUAUUAAAACAGUGUUACCUGAUGAAUAAUCUUCGAGGAUAUUCGAGGCCAUAGUAAUGCGAAGAAGGCAGCCACUGAUUGGCAGCCGUCUGCCGAAACCCUUACUGCUCUAUCGGUGGUGAUUAUCUGCCAUCUCUGGUAUAGAGUACAAGGUACGAGGCUCGGAUCGGAUCUGUACUCAGACUAACCGUUCCAAUAGGGAAGAGGUGCGGGUGGAGGUUGGUAUUCUGACCAACCACAUGUGGAUACUUGCAUCCAAAUGCGUUAAUGAUUCUUCUUUCUCUGCCCGUAAUUUUCCGUCCUAUGCGAGCUAGAUCUCGUUGUGCCGCUCGCAACGAUUCAGUGAUAGUUCCCUGAGAAGAUGUCAAAUGACUGAAAAAGCCUAUGCAUCCAGCUUUAGUCAAAGAAAAACAAGGAAAAGAAAAAAACUAUUGUUUCGAACGUAUGCCUUUUGUUAUCUAUUGAAAGGCACAAUGAGUGUGUGUGUGUGUGUGUGUGUGUGUGUGUGUAUGUGUGUGUGUGUCUGUGUGUGUGAUGCAUUUAUUUGAGUGGACAAUGCAAUGGAGAGAAAUGGAUCGAGACUGUGUUUUAGUUGUGUGUUCAUUUUUUUUUCUUUUUUUGUAACCUGUUUUAGUUUUCUCUGCAUCGAUGAAUGCUAUCAGUUGCCUUGUCGCAGGGUUUCAUGUAAGAAUGGAGCAUAGGGGAUGAAAGCGAUUUUCAGUUCUACCAAAAGGUUAGAGCAUAAACAUUUGCAUUCUUUGAAUAGCAUAAAAGCUCAAUGGAUCGAACAUAUAUUUGGCAGAUCCACGUGGAUGAUGGUCCAUUGGAAUGGCAUAUUGAGGAAAAUUGAUGUAGCAUUUGUUGGUGAAUGUUGCAAAACGAAGCAGGCCCUGGAUUAUAUGAACAGAGGAACAGCAGGAUUACAAAAGGCGAUUGGACGAAGCUGAUACAAUAUAGCAGACGUUUGAAUAUAAUUGUAUAGAAA